GGCAGUGUGCGGGAUCGGGGGCGGGGGGAAUCCCCUGAGAUCGGGGCUGUGUGGAAUGGUGGGGAGAUCCCCCGGAAUUAGGGGGACCUUUGGGACGAAGGCUGUGUAGGGAUCCACCAGGAUUGGGGCUACGCAAGAUCAAGGAGAUCCCCCAGGACCAGCGCUGCACAGGACUGCGGGAGGGGAUCCCCCAUGGAUCCCCACCGUGCAGGGUCGGGGGGGAUCAGGGGGAGGGAUCCCCCAGGACUGGGGUUGUGCAGAAUCAGGGCUGUGAAGGAUUGCGGGGAUCCCCCGGGAUCCAGGCUGUGUGGGAUCAGGUGAUCUCCCCUCCCCUCCUGUCUGGUGUGCCAGGGGAUCCCAUCUGUCUCCAGAUCAGUCCCAUGCUGGGAUCCGCUCCCUGCUGUGGGAGGGUUUCACUGCUGUACUGGGGAUCUGGUCUGUGCUGGGAUCUGCCCCCCCCUCCACCCCCUGGAGGGAUCCACUGUCCCCAGCCUUUCCUUACUACGGCCUGAUCCCCUCUACCCUCCCAAUCUGUCCUAUGCCGGGAUCUCUCCCCUCCCAGGAAUCGAUUCAGCCCCCCCCCCCCCCCCCCCCCCGAGAUCCUUCUCCUGGGAUCUCCCCUCCCUCCAGGAUCCCACCUGCGCUGGGAUCUGCCCCUUCCCCCUCUCCCCAGGGCCCCGUGCAGGAUGCGGCCCCUCCUCACCCUGCUGCGGGGUGCCAGCCCCCAGGGAUCCCCCCCCUUAUGCUGGGGGGGGGGGGGGGGGAUCCCCCCACGGCUGCUGCCAGGAUCCACUCCAGGCAGGAUCCCACGGAUCUGCUCCCCGGUGCCCACAGGUGCCAGAUGCGCUUGCGGGGGGCCAUGCGGCUGGUGCGGUUCCGGGGGGCCGGGGGGGGCGAGCCCCGGCUGGGGGUGGAGGCAGCCGAGGGGAGCGUGGUGGAUCUGAGCGAGGCCGAGCCCGCGCUGCCCCGUUCCGCCCGCGCCUUCCUGGAGAGCGGCCACCGCGGCCUGGCUGCCGCUCAAAGGGCACUGGAGUCCGGCCGGCACCGGGUGCCGCGGGAGUCGGUGCGGCUCCUGGCGCCCGUGGGGGACCCGCAGAAGGUGAUCUGCGUGGGGCUCAACUACCGCGACCACUGCCUGGAGCAGGGCGUCAAGAUCCCCAAGGAGCCCAUCAUCUUCAACAAGUUCCCCAGCGCCAUCAUCGGGCCCUUCGAUGACAUCGUGCACCCCCAGGAGAGCAAUGAGGUGGACUGGGAAGUGGAGCUGGCUGCUGUCAUCGGGAAGAAGGGGCGGCACAUCGAGGAGUCAGCAGCGCUGGACCACGUCGUGGGCUUCAUGGUGGCCAACGACAUCAGCGCCCGGGACUGGCAGAGCAGGAACGGGAGGCAGUGGCUGCUGGGGAAAACCUUCGACACUUUUUGUCCCCUGGGGCCGGCCCUUGUCACCAAGGAGGCUGUGGCAGACGUCCACAACCUGAGCAUCCGCUGCAGCAUCAACGGGCGGGUGAUGCAGGACAGCAGCACCAACCAGCUCAUCUUCCCCCUGCCCAAACUCAUCGCCUGGGUCUCGCGGUUCGUCACGCUGGUCCCUGGGGACAUCUUGCUGACGGGAACCCCUCCUGGUGUGGGGGCCUUUCAGAAGCCCCCUGUGUUUCUUAAGAGAGGAGACGAGGUGCAGUGCGAGAUCGAGGAGCUGGGCGUCAUCUGCAACAAGGUGGUGUGAAGAUGGAGACGCCAAAUUUCACCCCGCCCAAUUUCCCCCUCCCUCCACACCCCACACCCCCAUCCCCCCCACCACCCUCCCCCCCGGCGGGGUUCAAAUAAAUCCAUGAGCCAGGUCA
Tyto alba (common barn owl) is the source of this 1838-nucleotide messenger RNA. RefSeq names its product fumarylacetoacetate hydrolase domain-containing protein 2-like. Bases 539 to 1720 code for a protein of 393 amino acids. Gene Ontology annotation, molecular function: hydro-lyase activity. The transcript has 7 exons. NCBI's taxonomy places the organism in Eukaryota, Metazoa, Chordata, Aves, Strigiformes, Tytonidae. The record is from RefSeq and is a predicted model, not a curated record.